Molecule: messenger RNA, 1566 nt
Organism: Sesamum indicum (sesame)
Lineage: Eukaryota; Viridiplantae; Streptophyta; Magnoliopsida; Lamiales; Pedaliaceae
Source: RefSeq, a predicted model, not a curated record
CUCUCUCACAGUCACAUACACACAUGGAGUUGAAGGCGAACAGUAGCAAAAGCACACCUUCCACCCCACAUUCAGAAUCAAAACCUGUUGUUUGCAAGAAAGAUGAUGUCUUUUCACAUUCCCAAACUCCUGUGGGGAAGCCCACCUCGUCUCCUUUCAAAUACUUAGGAAAAGAGAUUACUAAAGAGAAAGUUCAAACUUCGAAAUUGAGUAAUGCAUCACAAGGAGAUUCAUCACGUCUUCCCCAAGAGAGUAGCAAAGACAUCGAGCGCUUGGUUUCUCCUACUCCUCCAGUCCCUCCUACCCCCAGAGGGUCUAAACAUCCUCAUCCCCCCUCGUCUAGCUUGGGCCAGAAUGAUGGGCACCCAGGUUCAUCCCCUUCUGCAGCUCCUUCUCCUAAAUUUGCUGGAAAUAGUCUCUUAGAGAGUCCGCCUCACCAGUACGGUAGCAUGGGCUUGUCAGGCGUGGAUCUUCUUUGGGAUGAAGACGAUAUGGCCUUGGGAUGUGAGAGAAUCAGGUUUGCAGUGAAUGAACAAGAUGCAACUCAGUUUGACAACCUCAAGUUUGAGAGUUUGGACCAGCUGUUGUGCAGCUCAGCCUCUAGAAUAGCCACCUUGUCCAAGACUUUACGCCAGCGUUUUGAGUGUUUGCAGCAGGAGGUAACUCAAUUACAGACAGCGGAAAAGGAGUCGAGCAAGGAGAUAUCUCGCCUCAAAGGGGAGUUGGAGUUGAUAAAGAAAGAACGUGAUCAAUGGAUGGAACUUUUCAAGGAGGAAGCAUCUACAGGAAGAAGUUUCCUUGGGUCCCAGGCGGGCUGGAACUUCCUGGAGGAGGUUAAACGUGAAAACUUGGAGAAGUUUAAGAAGUCUGUUGCUUUCCGGAGGCUAGUGAUGGAUGAGGCCACUGAUAUCUUUGACCAGACUGUUUGGGAGUGCCGUAAGAAGCUUAAGGCGACGAUUCCCUCUCCCAGCAAGGAUCUCACUCCAGAUUGUCAAGGCUCAGAUCUCAAGGAAGCUUAGGCCUCCUCUACUGUUAUGUUAAUUAGCUUUUAUGUUAGCAUUUUGGGUUGUCUUCCAUUUUGCAUUUUGUGUCUUGCUUGCUUGGAAGAUACCUCAGACAGUGUGGUCUGCCAGAGUUUUGUCUCUGAAGAAUAUCGGACAGAAGCCAAACAUCAUCAAUGUAUAGGGGAUUUUGCUUUCUGUUGAUGAUCUUCACCUUUUUUCAUGUGGCAUUCAAGUGAUUCUGUCAGAAAAACAAGGAAUAUAAAAUGUGCAUUGAUUUCCUGUCUGAACCUCCAGUCCAUGUGUCUGAGUCUCUUCUUUAAGGUAUCUUUGGACUUUGGAUUUUGGUUAUUUGUCCGAGGCAAAUGUUGUAAUUGCAGUGCUGAAUUUGUAGAUUUAUCAUGUAAAAUAAAGUGACCCUUCUUCAACAGUUGAAAAAUGAACAAAUUUGUUUCUACAUUUGAUACAUAAAAGCUGCAUGAUUCAUCUUUAUUGAUUGCCCCAUAAGUUAAGUCACUGCACAUAGUACACACACAACAUUCAAACUCAGGUACCACCACACAAA